Messenger RNA from Seriola dumerili (greater amberjack), 1683 nucleotides. Its product is annotated as potassium voltage-gated channel subfamily G member 2-like. Lineage: Eukaryota; Metazoa; Chordata; Actinopteri; Carangiformes; Carangidae. Bases 1 to 1683 code for a protein of 560 amino acids. Gene Ontology annotation, biological process: potassium ion transmembrane transport; protein homooligomerization. Gene Ontology annotation, cellular component: membrane; voltage-gated potassium channel complex. The record is from RefSeq and is a predicted model, not a curated record. Gene Ontology annotation, molecular function: delayed rectifier potassium channel activity. The transcript is spliced from 4 exons.
AUGGCCAUCCUUGGUGGCAGCCUUGAUGACCAGUCCUUCAGUAGUGAGGACAGUUAUGACCACGUCUUCACAGACUCAGAGACCACCACAGUCAAAGGUGUGUACUUCCAGCGGGCUCAGCAGCUCCAAGGGCCAGACACCGUGGGUCUGCCCCUCAAUGCUUCCCGACAGGUUCUCAUCAAUGUGGGUGGCGUCCGGUACGCCUUCCCCUGGACCACCCUGGAGGAUUUCCCUCAGAGCCGUCUGAGUCGCCUGUGCUUCUGCACCACCUUAAAGGAGAUUGCAGAGGUUUGUGAUGACUAUGAUGAGACGCGACGUGAAUUCUUCUUUGACCGUGACCCUUUAGCCUUUCGAGCCAUCUUCAGCUAUUUGGCAAAAGGGAAGCUGCGUCUGCUGCAGGAGGUCUGCAACGUGGCUCUGCAUGGUGAGCUGCUGUACUGGGGCAUUGACACGGGGCAGAUGGAGCGCUGCUGCCGCCACCGCAUGAUGUCGUCUGUGGAGGAGGUGGCCGAGCACCAGCGCAAAGAGGAGAAGUGGCAGGAGAGGAGGAAGGUGCUGAGGGCUCCUGUUACGGGGGGCGGCCUGUUCCACAUGCUGGGCGAGGCGGUGGAGAAUCCUCACUCUGGGUUAGCAGGGAAAGUGUUUGCCCUCCUGUCCGUCAUCAUGGUGGUGGUCACUGUGGUCAGCCUGUGCAUCAGCACCAUGUCAGACCACAGGAAGAGGGAACAGGAACAGGAAGAGGCGGCGGGUGAAUGCUCCCAGAAGUGUCGCAACAUGUUUGUGGUGGAGUCAGUUUGUGUGGUCUGGUUCUCCUUUGAGUUUCUGGUGCGGUUUUUCCAUGCACAAAGUAAGCUGGAUUUUGCCUGUGGUCCACUCAACAUCAUCGACGCAGUUGCCAUCUUGCCCUACUACGUCUCUCUGUUUCUGGAGCUCAGGGGUAAGUCUGUGCAGGACGUCGUGGCUGUAGCAGGAAGGAGUACUCUGGAUAAACUGGGUCUAAUCCUACGUGUGAUGAGGGCCCUGCGCAUCCUGUAUGUGAUGAGGCUGGCGCGUCACUCUCUGGGUCUGCAGACUCUGGGGCUGACCAUCCAGCGCAGUAUGACGGACUUCGGGCUGCUGCUGCUCUUCAUGUGCAUCGCUGUAACUCUCUUCUCCCCGCUGGUCCAUCUUGCUGAGAGCGAGCUGGCCCCCAAUGCUGCCAGAUCCCCCCGGUUCAGCUUCAGCAGCAUCCCAGCAUCUUACUGGUGGUCCAUCAUCUCCGUGACGACAGUGGGGUACGGUGACAUGGUGCCGCGCAGCAUCCCCGGCCAGCUAGUGGCGCUGAUCAGCAUCUUGUCAGGGAUCCUCAUUCUGUCGUACCCUUCCACAUCGAUCUACCACACCUUCUACCACACCUACACCAGGCUGAAGGAGGAGCACAAGAGGGUGUGGAGGGAGCAGAGGGGGGCGGAGCUUGUCACUGAGGCCGAAGGAAGUAUUCUAACACGGUCCUUUACAAAGCUGCUCACUCACUACUGGGAGUGUGGGGUGAGUGUCACAGUUUGUGAACACAAGGUGGAACAAUUCAACCUGUCUGAGCAGGUGCAUCACACCUGGAAGUCAGACCUGGAGACACAGACCAAGCAGACAGAGGCCUCCUCUGUGCACACAACCCAGGAUGUUUGUCCUGAGGAGAGCCACUGA